AGGCAAUCAUGAAAUUAACGAUUAUUUUAUUCGGCUUAGUAGUAUUUACUGGUUCACUGGCAAAGGAUAUCAGAAUAGUAGGUGGUGAAAAUACAAUCAUCCAUAAUGUUCCACAUCAAGUAUCAAUAAGAAUUUACGACUUAAAUCAGCAUUUUUGCAGUGGUUCAAUUAUAACUCGGUAUCAUAUACUUUCAGCAGCCCAUUGUUUCAAUGACAUGAACAAUGAUUAUACGAACUUAAGAGUAUACAUUGGAACUAAUAGUCCUUAUGCAAAUUCUGGAGUCAGAUUCAAAAUCACUAAGGUUGAUAUUCACCCUGAAUUUACUGGACGUAUGACUCAAGAUGAAGCAUGGAUUCAUGACAUCGCUGUUGUUACUGUGGACAAACGUAUAAAAUUUCAACCAUACCAACAUAAAAUAGACCUUCCUACUGAUGAAAUAGUUAUUGGGAGUGAUGCAGUAAUUACUGGUUAUGGAAAAUUGAAUUUUUCAGCUGAAUGGUUCCCUGACCAAAUACAUAAAGCUGUACUGACAGUAAUUGACAUAGAAACCUGUAUGAAUCAACUUAACCGUCGAAUUCAUGAUACGCAAGCUUGCUUAUAUAAAGCAAAAGGAAUCGGUGGAUGCUAUGGCGAUAGUGGCGGUCCAGUAGUUGCCAAUGAAAAACUUAUUGGCAUUCAGUCGUGGGUUAUUCCAUGCGCCCAGGGUUACCCUGAUGUAUUCACAAAUGUUUAUUCCCAUUUAGAUUUCAUAAAUUCCAUUAUUGGAAGUACUUCGACACCCAGGUCCUAAAUUUAAACUUUAAGUUU
This is a messenger RNA of Ceratosolen solmsi marchali, 808 nucleotides long. RefSeq names its product chymotrypsin-2-like. The transcript has 4 exons. Gene Ontology annotation, biological process: proteolysis. Lineage: Eukaryota; Metazoa; Arthropoda; Insecta; Hymenoptera; Agaonidae. Gene Ontology annotation, molecular function: serine-type endopeptidase activity. Bases 9 to 791 code for a protein of 260 amino acids. The record is from RefSeq and is a predicted model, not a curated record.